AUGGAUGUUUCAGAUCUAUUCAUACGUAUAAUACUUGCCUACUCAAUGUAUACAAACGGAUUGGAUAUAUUGCGAACAACUAAAAAAGAAGGCGAAGUAGACUGCCUUCAUGGGAUUAGAUUUCUGAGCAUGUGCUGGAUUAUUCUUGGUCACACUUAUUAUUACAUUGGAACAAGCCUAACCACCGAUAACCUUAUUCCAACUUUGAUCAAUUUUCCAAGACGUUUUUACACACAAGUAAUUGUGCAAGCUCCUCUUGCAGUAGACUCCUUCUUCCUGCUCAGUGGCAUGCUAGCAUCUUAUAUAUUUUUCAAGAAGCUUAUCAAAGAUAAAACUAUUCGAAAUGUUCAGAACCCACUUAUUUCUUGUAUUAUUGUUCUUCUUUCCAUGAUAACUCCAACGUACGCUGUGAUAAUGUUAUUCGACGUCACUCUGUUCACCUACGUGUCUUCUGGACCAUUUUGGAGACCUAUUGAAAAGAAUGGAUGCCGACUUAGUUGGUGGACGAACUUCCUGUACAUGAACAACUUUCUUCUUCAGGACAAAGAAUGUUGCAUGGGAUGGACGUGGUACCUAGCCAAUGAUGUCCAACUCCAUUACAUCGUUGCACCCAUUCUUUUUAUAGCAUUUGCGAAGAACUUUCGCUGGGGACUAUUAUUAGCCUCUGUGAUGAUGAUAUGUUCGUCAACAAUCAAGCUGUGGAUAAUAUUCCAGAAGGACUUUCCACCGGCGCCAAUUCUCACGGCGAAACUACAGAUAGUCAAAAAAUUAGAUGAAUACUGGAACGAUGUUUACGUGAGACCGUAUGUGCGAUGUGGCCCGUUUAUAGUAGGAGUGGUGGUCGGGUAUCUUCUCAAUAAGCUGACAUGUGAUCGAAAAGACAACCACGUUAAGAUCCCAAAGAAGUGGGUAGCGCUUGGUUGGUCCGUUUCCACAAUUCUUGGACUUUACUCAGUGUUCGGUCUGUACAAUUAUGCGCAAACUGGAGAUAUCUCCGAGUGGUGGAAAGGACUGUAUGUUGUUGCUGGAAGACAUGCAUAUGCUGUAACAUUGGGCUGGAUCGCGUUUGCUUGCUCUACUGGAAAUGGAGGUCCGGUCGCUACUUUUCUCAGUUGGAAAUUUUUCAUGCCUUUGUCGAAAAUCACUUUCUGUGCAUACCUUCUCCAUCCAAUCAUGCUACAGAUUUACAACUUCAGCAGACCGCAACCUUUCCAUUUUACGACUUUUUUCCAGAUGCUUCAACACACUUCUGAAGCGAUUUUCGUGUCGUACCUGGUGGCGUUUUUCUUUGCAUUGGCAUUUGAAAAACCGUUCACAGUGUUCGAUGAGAUGCUGAUUCCCGUGAAGUCUCGAACGUCUGCAAUGCCAAAAUCUAUUGAGCUCAGAACAUCAAACGGAGAAGCAGAACCAUUGAAAGCUUAA
Molecule: messenger RNA, 1422 nt
Organism: Necator americanus (New World hookworm)
Lineage: Eukaryota; Metazoa; Nematoda; Chromadorea; Rhabditida; Ancylostomatidae
Exons: 11
Coding region: 1-1422 (473 amino acids)
Molecular function (GO): acyltransferase activity, transferring groups other than amino-acyl groups
Source: RefSeq, a predicted model, not a curated record